AUGAACCCCCACCAGCAGAACAAGGUGGACAUUAGCAAAAUGUCGCCUGAGGAGGCCAAGCUCUUCCGCCUCUACGGCAAGCUCCCGAACAAGAAGGACCUGCUGCAGAACAAGCUCAAGGAGCGCAAGUACUUCGACAGCGGCGACUACGCCCUCUCCAAGGCCGGCAAGGCCUCAGACGCCGGCGUCACCCAGGUCGGUCGCGAGCAUCCUAACCCCGAGAAGAUCCCACACAUAGCCCCGCCCACACCCGUCAACGGACAGCCUCCAAGCAGUGGAGACUUGAAAGCGGGCAGCCCGUCAAAGGAGGGUGGCACCUUCCUGCACCGCGAGACCAGCUUGAACCGUGAGACUUCUGCCUCUGACUUCGUCGAGAACGCAGAGCCCAAGACUCAGCAGGCUGCUCAAGUCUAA
Ascochyta rabiei is the source of this 414-nucleotide messenger RNA. RefSeq lists its product as uncharacterized. Gene Ontology annotation, molecular function: protein phosphatase inhibitor activity. Gene Ontology annotation, cellular component: cytoplasm. The transcript has 3 exons. NCBI's taxonomy places the organism in Eukaryota, Fungi, Ascomycota, Dothideomycetes, Pleosporales, Didymellaceae. The record is from RefSeq and is a predicted model, not a curated record. The coding region runs from base 1 to 414 and encodes 137 amino acids.